AUGAGCAGAGGGAAACGGACUUUGGAGGGAAAUGAAGACGAGCAGCCAGAGCGGAAAAGGCCCGCCUUAGCUAGUGUCAUUGUGGAAGCUCUGAAAGUAGAUAGUCUCCAGAAGCUUUGUUCAUCCUUGGAACCUAUUCUUCGCAGAGUUGUAAGUGAAGAAGUGGAACGUGCUUUGGCGAAGUUAGGCCCUCCAAGACUCAAUGGAAGGUCUUCACCUAAACAAAUUGAAGGGCCAGAUGGAAGAAACUUGCAGCUGCACUUUAGAUCCAGACUGUCUCUGCCCCUCUUCACAGGGGGGAAGGUAGAAGGGGAGCAGGGUGCUGCAAUCCAUAUUGUAUUGGUUGAUGGAAAUACAGGCCAUGUUGUGACAUCUGGACCUCAAUCUUCUGUAAAGCUGGAUGUUGUUGUGCUGGAAGGUGAUUUUAACAAUGAAGAUGAUGAGAAUUGGACUGAAGAAGAAUUUGAAAGUCAUGUUGUGAAAGAGCGUGAAGGAAAAAGACCACUUUUGACUGGAGACUUGCAAGUGACACUUAAGGAAGGCGUGGGGACUUUAGGGGAGCUUACAUUUACAGAUAACUCAAGCUGGAUAAGGAGCCGGAAAUUCAGACUUGGCCUGAAGGUUGCCUCAGGAUGUUGCGAGGGUGUACAUAUACGUGAAGCAAAGACAGAAGCAUUCACAGUUAAAGAUCACAGAGGCGAAUUAUACAAGAAACAUUAUCCGCCUGCUUUAAAUGAUGAAGUAUGGCGGUUGGAGAAGAUUGGCAAGGAUGGAUCAUUCCACAAGAGGCUAAAUAAGGCAGGAAUAUUAAGUGUUGAAGAUUUUCUUCGACUUGUGGUUCGAGACUCCCAAAAACUGCGGACUAUCCUUGGAAGUGGUAUGUCAAAUAAAAUGUGGGAGGCUCUAAUAGAACAUGCAAAAACUUGCGUCUUGAGUGGGAAGCUUUAUGUAUAUUAUCCUGAAGGUACAAGAAAUGUAGGUGUUGUUUUCAACAACAUCUACGAGCUGAGUGGCCUUAUAUCUAGUGAUCAAUAUUACUCAGCAGAUUCACUUUCUGACAGCCAGAAGGUAUAUGUGGAUACCUUGAUGAAGAAAGCAUAUGACAAUUGGAACCAAGUUGCCGAGUAUGAUGGGAAGUCGCUUUUGAGCUUUAUGCAAAAUAAGAGGUUGAGUACAUCUCAAAAUGAACUCCCAAUGGACCCCGUAGAUUAUCCUAAUGCUUUGGAUAAUCAGCUUCCCCCAACACGUUUGCCAGUUUCCGUUCCUUCUGAUUUGUCUUCAAUAGAUUCGAGCCUGCUAAUUGGAGGUUCAGGUUAUAAUGAGAAUAUGGCAACUAGAUACCAAACCCAGUCUCAGCUGGGGAAUUCCGAUUCCUGCACCCUGUUUGACAGCACUUCGUUUGCUCCCCAUGACCAGCAUCUUAACAAGUCUCAGCAUAUGCAAGGCAACGGAUAUGAUAACAAGGUUGGGCUGGCACUUGGUCCUUCACAAUCAUCUUCAUCCUUCCAAACCGGCAGCUCAUCUGUUCGGCAAUCUAAUCUUAACCCCUUUAAUGACUGCACUUCGUUUGCUCCCCAUGACCAGCAUCUUAACAAUUCUCAGCAUAUGCAAGGCAACGGAUAUGAUAACAAGGUUGGGCUGGCACUUGGUCCUUCGCAAUCAUCUUCAUCCUUCCAAACCGUCAGCUCAUCUGUUCGGCAAUCUAAUCUUAACCCCUUUAAUGACUGGUCCCACAACCGUGACAAGGGUGCUGAGGACUUCUUGUCAGAGGAGGAGAUUCGCAUUAGGAGUCAUGAGAUGCUUGAGAAUGAAGAUAUGCAGCAUUUGCUUCGACUCUUCAGCAUGGGAGGUCAUGCCUCUGUUAAUGUGCCUGAAGACGGGUUUGCUUUCACCUCAUACCUGCCCUCACCUUCACCGAAUUUCAGUUAUGAUGAGGAUCACACCCGUCCUGGAAAAGCUGUCGUGGGUUGGCUGAAAAUCAAGGCAGCAAUGAGGUGGGGCUUCUUCAUCAGGAAGAAGGCGGCUGAGAGGCGGGCAAGGAUUGUAGAGUUAGAGGAUGAAUAG
Messenger RNA from Ilex paraguariensis (yerba mate), 2064 nucleotides. The record is from the annotation of a GenBank genome assembly. NCBI's taxonomy places the organism in Eukaryota, Viridiplantae, Streptophyta, Magnoliopsida, Aquifoliales, Aquifoliaceae.